AAUACUGUGCGCGCCCCUCUGUGUGGGGAUAAUAACAGUGUCGUGAUUGAGUUACAAUGCACAAUGGGUGAAAGAAGAAGAAGAAGAGAAAAAAAACCCGUCGAGCUUUGUCUAAUUGUUCCUUGACGGGGUCAGAGGGGACGGUGCGAUUGGCUGCUGCCUCCUGAGGCUGCGGGGCUGUCAGGGCUGCUGGGAGUGACACCAAGGUGACUGUAUAAAGUGCUGGCGCAGCAGUGCAGAGCGCUCCAGAGACCAGGGCACCAGCCAGAGUCUUCCCUGUGACCUCACCCAGCCGUGCGCCACCAGCACCAGCACCAGCACCAGCACCACAUCGGGACAUUACAGUGAUGACUGCAAAGGCAGAGCUUUCAGGCUGGCCGGAGUACCCGGAGGACUUCAGCCUGCUGCAGCAUCAGCGCAACCUGGCCCACAUCAACUCCAAGACAUGGAUUUCCUCCAGCUCUCUGCACGCGUUCUCCAGGCGGGACGCAGACCUCUCGCUGGACAAACUUGCGCCCAUGAGUGAACUCCCCGACUGCGUGUCCGCCUCCACAGAGACGGACUCCGACAAGGCGUCAGAGGGCGGCGCGGUGAGCCACUUCGGCCCCCAGAGACACAGGCGCGUCGCGGCCAACGCCAGGGAGAGGAGGAGGAUGCACGGCCUGAACAAGGCGUUCGACGAGCUGAGGAGCGUCAUCCCCUCCCUGGAAAACGAGAGGAAGCUGUCCAAGUAUGACACCCUCCAAAUGGCGCAGAUCUACAUCACCGAGCUGUCGGAGCUCCUGACAGGCGUGGUUCGCCCGGAGUGCAGGAGUCCAGACAAGACCGCCCGGAGGAAUCUGAUUCAGUCCCUGCAGCCCCCGAACCAGCUGACUGGGGACCAGCGGGACCCCUGCGCCUCCGUGGGCCACCUCAUAAUACUCGGCUCUCCAUCUGACCUGGGGUCAAGUAAAUCGACUUCUUCCAGCAGCAGUGAUGGAGAGUCAUCGCACUACAGUGACUUGGAGGAAAGUCAGAGCGGGAGACAGUAACAGAGACUUCACCUCCCCUGCAGAUCCGAUACAGACAGAACCAGAUCUCACACAGUCAGACAUGCUCUCCUGUCAUUUAGCCUAGAAGAUGCGCUGCCAAAUGGGAAAAAAAAAGCAGGUAACACUCAAAGGAAAGUCUGAGGCGUUGAACUUUUGUCUUCCACGGGGCCAUGAUGAACUCCCACAGGCCUUUUCUUAAUGCACUUUAUGGCCUGAACCAUCACUAAAGACAUUUUCAGUGUCAUUGGUGACAUUUGUCUAAAUUAACAAAAAAAAA
This is a messenger RNA of Acanthopagrus latus (yellowfin seabream), 1308 nucleotides long. It is a transcript of the gene atoh1b, whose product is annotated as atonal bHLH transcription factor 1b. The coding region runs from base 348 to 1031 and encodes 227 amino acids. Gene Ontology annotation, molecular function: protein dimerization activity. NCBI's taxonomy places the organism in Eukaryota, Metazoa, Chordata, Actinopteri, Spariformes, Sparidae. The transcript has a single exon. The record is from RefSeq and is a predicted model, not a curated record.